Entrophospora sp. SA101 is the source of this 156-nucleotide messenger RNA. Lineage: Eukaryota; Fungi; Glomeromycota; Glomeromycetes; Entrophosporales; Entrophosporaceae. The record is from the annotation of a GenBank genome assembly.
AUGGUUAAAAUGUACAAGGGCGAAGUUCUUGGAAAAUUGUCAAUGAUGCAACAUUUUAUGUUUAGAUCUCUGAUACAUUUUGAAGAAAGUGCUUCUUCACAAAAUCAUGAACAUGAACAUGAGCGUGUUCAUGCUUUUGAUGGUUAUUGUCAUUGA